CGGACCCGGUCGACAUGUCGGGGUUCAGUCCGGAGCUCAUCGACUACUUGGAAGGGAAAAUCUCCUUUGAGGAGUUCGAAGGGCGGAGGGAAGAGAGAAAAGCCCGCGAGAAGAAAGAAAAAAGGAAGUUAGCCGCUGAAGAAAAUGCAAAUGAUUCUGAAGGUCCAUCAUCAUCGGGAAUUGAUUCUGCCAAGUCCCAAAACAAAGAUGUCAAUGAAGGAGAAACAUCGGAUGGCGUGAGUAAGUCAGUUCACAAGGUCUUUGCUUCCAUGCUUGGAGAAAAUGAGGAUGAUGAGGACGAAGACUAUGAAGAGGAAGAGGAAGAAGAAACAUCUGAACAACCCACUGCAGGCGAUGUAUUUGUAUUGGAGAUGGUUCUUAAUCGUGAAACCAAGAAAAUGAUGAAAGAGAAAAGGCCCCGGAGUAAACUCCCCAGAGCCCUGAGAGGUCUCAUGGGUGAAGCCAACAUUCGCUUUGCUCGAGGGGAGCGUGAAGAAGCCAUAGUGAUGUGCAUGGAAAUCAUCAGACAAGCUCCUCUGGCUUAUGAGCCAUUCUCAACUCUUGCCAUGAUAUAUGAAGAUCAAGGUGACAUGGAGAAAUCAUUACAGUUUGAGUUGAUUGCUGCACAUUUAAAUCCUAGUGACACAGAAGAAUGGGUUAGAUUGGCAGAAAUGUCUCUGGAACAAGAUAACAUUAAGCAGGCGAUUUUUUGUUACUCAAAAGCCCUUAAGUAUGAACCUACUAAUGUCCGUUAUCUGUGGGAGCGAUCAAGCCUCUAUGAGCAGAUGGGGGAUCAUAAAAUGGCAAUGGAUGGUUAUAGGCGUAUUCUAAACUUUUUGUCUCCAUCUGAUGGAGAACGUUUUAUGCAAUUGGCUAGAGAUAUGGCAAAGAGUUACUAUGAAGCCAAUGAUGUCACUUCAGCUAUUAACAUUAUUGAAGAGGCUUUCUCAAAACAUCAAAGCCUAGUCUCCAUGGAAGAUGUUAACAUAGCAGCUGAACUCUUCAUUUCUAACAAACAAUAUGACAGAGCUCUGGAGAUAAUUACUGAUUUUUCUGGAAUUGAGCUGUUGAAAAGAACCACAGAAGAUGGCUCCAUGGAAGAAAAUAAAGAUGGCGAGAGCGUUUCUUGCAGUAUACCUGAUGGGGUGCCCAUAGAUAUCACAGUGAAAUUGAUGGUCUGCCUCGUUCAUCUCAACAUCCUGGAACCACUUAAUCCUCUCUUGACAACGCUAGUGGAACAGAAUCCGGAAGAUAUGGGGGACCUCUAUCUAGAUGUUGCCGAAGCUUUUCUGGAUGUUGGUGAAUACAGUUCUGCCCUUCCCCUUCUCAGUGCACUAGUCUGCUCAGAGAGAUACAACCUUGCAGUGGUCUGGCUUCGGCACGCAGAAUGUUUAAAGGCCUUAGGCUAUAUGGAACGUGCUGCUGAAAGCUAUGGCAAAGUGGUGGAUCUGGCUCCCCUCCAUUUGGAUGCUAGGAUUUCACUGUCUACCCUUCAGCAGCAGCUGGGUCAUCCCGAGAAAGCUCUGGAAGCUCUGGAGCCAAUGUAUGAUCCAGAUACUUUAGCCCAGGAUGCAAAUGCUGCACAGCAGGAACUGAAACUACUGCUUCACCGCUCUACACUGUUGUUUUCACAAGGCAAAAUGUAUGGCUAUGUGGAUACCUUACUUACCAUGUUAGCCAUGCUUUUAAAGGUAGCAAUGAACAGAGCACAAGUCUGUCUGAUAUCCAGUUCUAAAUCCGGAGAAAGGCAUCUGUACCUGAUUAAAGUGUCAAGAGACAAAAUAUCAGACAACAGUGACCAAGAGACAGCAAAUGGUGAUGCAAAAGCAAUAUUUGCUGUACUCACAAGUGUCUUGACAAAAGAUGACUGGUGGAACCUUUUAUUGAAGGCAAUAUACUCCUUAUGUGAUCUAUCCCGAUAUGAAGAGGCAGAGUUACUUGUGGAUUCAUCUUUGGAGUAUUACUCAUUUUAUGAUGAUAGACAGAAGCGCAAAGAACUGGAAUACUUUGGUCUCUCUGCUGCAAUUCUGGACAGAAAUUUCAGAAAGGCGUACAACUAUAUCAGGAUAAUGGUAAUGGAAAAUGUCAACAAGCCCCACUUGUGGAACAUUUUCAAUCAGGUCACCAUGCACUCCCAAGAUGUGCGGCAUCAUCGCUUCUGCCUCCGUUUAAUGUUGAAAAACCCAGAAAACCAUGCCCUCUGUGUCUUAAAUGGGCACAAUGCAUUCGUGUCUGGUAGCUUUAAACACGCACUUGGACAGUACGUUCAAGCGUUUCGCACCCGCCCCCACGAGCCUCUCUAUAGCCUCUGUAUAGGCCUAACCUUUGUCCACAUGGCAUCUCAGAAGUAUGUGCUAAGGAGACACGCGCUUAUUGUGCAGGGCUUUUCCUUUCUUAAUCGAUACCUAAAUCUACGUGGGCCUUGCCAGGAAUCGUUUUAUAAUUUGGGCCGUGGCCUGCACCAGCUGGGGCUGAUUCAUCUUUCAAUCCACUAUUAUCAGAAGGCCCUGGAGCUCCCUCCACUGGUGGUAGAGGGUAUAGAAGUUGACCAGCUAGACUUGCGAAGAGAUAUUGCCUACAACUUGUCUCUCAUCUAUCAGAGCAGUGGGAACAUUGCAAUGGCCCAGAAGCUUCUGUAUACCUAUGUCUGCAUAUGAAGAAGCUCAUCUGAAAAGGGCCCUUUGCAAUGGCUGUGUACGGACCAAAAUCUUCAUGGCGUCUGUUAGCUCCCAGAGUGGAAGUAAUAAUCCUAGAAUUAUCUCACAGUGUAUUUGUUUUUGUCGUAUGUGAUAACAACAUUUUGGUGUCUGUAUAAACUUUUUGUUCCUGUAGGAAUUUGUAUAUUGUCCUGUCAUUACCCUUUUGCAUUCUUUGAAAUAUUCCUAAAAGAUGAACUAGGUAAUAGUAGUUUUUUAGUAGCUUGCAACUGAACAUAAUAUAUAUGUAAGGUUUUUUCUAUUUUUUCGUAUCACUUAUUCAUCUGUGCAUUUAAUGCUUUAUAUCACGCGCCGCCUCCUGUCUGCCGGGCAUCGUGGGAGGUGUCGGGUUGCGUUGAUUAAGAGAGCAGCCGUGAUCUCUGUGCUCAUGGCCUCCGCACAGUCCAUCACCACUCCUGAAGGAGGUGAUUGCCUCUCCUGUAGUUCUGUAAAUAAAGGGUAUGAAAUGAAGUUUGCUUUUAGUUCCUCGUACAUUAUAAUGGUUGUCAGUUAUCCAUAUCUUAGUGACCUAUUAUUUUUGCAUGGAGCAAUUUUUCAAAUACCAUGGAAAAGGAGAUUUCCUUGUUAAAAGAAAGAUAAAUUGAGGUGCUUUUGCAUGUAUCUUAGCUUCUUAGACUGAGCGGGGAAGGCGGGGGAGGGGGCUAGGCUUAAUCCAGAACAUACUGCUCCAAGAAAACAAAAGGUGUACUAUAUUUUUGACUCUCUGCAAAGGCAAUAGAGAGACUGUCAUGAGUAGCAUAAUGGCUUCAAAAUCACUAGGACUGUAGUGGAAUAUAUUGCUGGUAACAUAAUAAUUAGAUAAACACUAUUUACUCAUCUCAACAUACUGUGUUUUUGAAUCUAAGAUGACAAAUACUUGUUAGAUAUGUGGUUGGCUUAAAAACGUUUUUGUGGGAAAUGCUGUAAUAAAUAGUCACGUGGAUUGUAGGAGCAUUCGGGUUGUGGGAGGGAAGCCAGUAGGGGAUUUAGGAUUAACGCAGAACAGUGGGCAGCUGGGGAGCCCUCUACAUAACUCUGUCGUCCACUAGUGGGAUUUCUAUUUAGUCAAUCCUCCAUGUCAUCUGUGUGAUUUUAAUAAAUGUUAUUUUUAUAAUUCA
Molecule: messenger RNA, 3814 nt
Organism: Echinops telfairi (small Madagascar hedgehog)
Lineage: Eukaryota; Metazoa; Chordata; Mammalia; Afrosoricida; Tenrecidae
Gene: GTF3C3
Product: general transcription factor IIIC subunit 3
Exons: 18
Coding region: 15-2657 (880 amino acids)
Biological process (GO): transcription by RNA polymerase III
Cellular component (GO): transcription factor TFIIIC complex
Molecular function (GO): protein binding
Source: RefSeq, a predicted model, not a curated record